UUGGUCAGUCUAUCCCUCUCACCGCCGACACUCCCCCCCACCUCAACCCCAUCAAGGCAACGACAUCUAGCUGCAGGUCAUCAUGCUGUCCGUCUUACCACAAUUAAUCCCUUCAUCUCCAUCUCCCACUUCCCUAUCCUCAUCCCCUACUUCCCCUCUCGUCCUAGGUUCAAAACAUCUUGACCUCACAUCCUGCGCACAACAAGAAGCCAUCGACAGGUUCUCAAAACUCGUCCUUCGCAGUAUCAACACCCGUCGCUCAGUAAGGUUAUACUGUUCCUUCCCUACCGAAACCCUGACCGACCUCGAGGAUCUCCAAGAACUCCGCGCUCGUGCGUUCGACACAAUCCACGCCGUCGUAGCACGUCUCCGUUCUCAACAUAUCUAUGCUACUUAUUCGCUCUAUCCCUCCCCCGAGCCACUCGUAAUCCUCAGCGCUGGAAAACAGCUCUCGGGUCUCACAGGGCUCGCUCCGAGCCAAGAACCUCUUGUGGGCGAUAUCGGCGUCCCAGUGCUCGUCAUCUCAUAACCCCCUCACCUCCCCCACAUCAAGCGCUCCGGUUCCAAGCUCAUCUCUGCACUUCAUACCAUGUACUUUUCCGUAUCCCACAAACCGAACUAAAGUAAAACACAUGCAAUACAUCUCUGACAAUUGUUGU
Dacryopinax primogenitus is the source of this 659-nucleotide messenger RNA. RefSeq lists its product as uncharacterized. The transcript is spliced from 4 exons. Lineage: Eukaryota; Fungi; Basidiomycota; Dacrymycetes; Dacrymycetales; Dacrymycetaceae. Bases 83 to 529 code for a protein of 148 amino acids. The record is from RefSeq and is a predicted model, not a curated record.